Verticillium dahliae VdLs.17 is the source of this 2436-nucleotide messenger RNA. Its product is annotated as kinesin family protein. The transcript has 3 exons. Gene Ontology annotation, molecular function: ATP hydrolysis activity; microtubule motor activity; microtubule binding. The record is from RefSeq and is a predicted model, not a curated record. The coding region runs from base 1 to 2436 and encodes 811 amino acids. Gene Ontology annotation, biological process: microtubule-based movement. Gene Ontology annotation, cellular component: microtubule; kinesin complex; nucleus. NCBI's taxonomy places the organism in Eukaryota, Fungi, Ascomycota, Sordariomycetes, Glomerellales, Plectosphaerellaceae.
AUGGACAGUUCACCAACAAAACCGCCAUCCAACCUCUUCCAGGUCUACUUGCGCCUGCGGCCAUCACCAGCCGGCUCAACCGCCUCAGACAAGUUCCUCUCUGUUGAGCGCGAGGACACGUCCGAACACCCAACGCACAUCAUCCUGAACCCGCCCAACGACCGCAAACGCUCCACCGAGAAGUUCGCCUUCACCCAGGUCUUCGAAGAAGAUGCAACCCAGCUCGAUGUCUUCCAGUGCACCGGCGUCGCGCCGUUGAUCGAGGGCGUCCUGGCGCCUCACGGCGGCGUAGGCACCGAUGCCCUGCUUGCGACCCUCGGCGUCACCGGCUCGGGCAAGUCGCACACCAUUCUGGGUUCGCGAUCCCAGCGCGGCCUGACGCAGCUGUCGCUCGACGUCAUCUUCAGGUCCAUCGGCUUCAACAUGCUCGACAAUGCCUCGUCGCCUGAUCUCGACUCGUCCCUGCAACUGUCCGACCCCUCUGAUGCCGUGAUCGUUUCGGCACCCACCUUCCUCGAGACCGUCUAUGCCGACUUUGCUGGUCCCUCGCGCGCCGGUUCGCGGGCGCCGACGCCCAUGCUUGUAGGCACCCCUCCUGAUUUCUUUGCCACCCCUCGUCCACCCACCGCACCUCGUCACUUCCCUUCCGGCCCUGGGCCGCAGACCGUUCGCGUCGUGCCCUUGACCCCGAACGCGAAAGGCCGGGUUUUGCCCACAUCCUCCUCAACACCCGUGCAUCUCCCACUCGGCCCCCAGAAACACCUUCCCUCUCAGAACACACUCAGCCCCCAGAAACACUACAUGACCUUGACCACAGCCUCCAAGACGAAGAAGAAUCUGACUAAAUCUCCAAUCAAGGGUGAAUACCCCGCGCAGCAGACCCCGCGAAGACAUCUCCAACGGCCAUCUGCCGUGCCGCAGAUCCCCGACGUCAGCUCCGUCAAUGUCUCCUCCGAUCCCAACGCCGAGUAUGCCGUCGUUCUCUCCAUGUACGAAGUGUACAACGACAAGAUUUACGACCUCCUGACCCCUCCCAUUCGAUCCAACGCCACCAAGGAAUACCGCCGCCGCCCGUUGCUCUUCAAGUCUACAGAGCAAAGCGCCGACAGGAAGGUUGUCGCCGGACUCAAGAAGAUUGUGUGCAAGAGCCUCCGCGAGGCCAUUCUUGUGCUCGAGGCCGGCCUGCACGAGCGACAGGUAGCUGGCACCGGCAGCAACAGCGUGUCGUCACGAAGCCACGGCUUCUUCUGCGUCGAAGUGAGGAAACGCACCAGGGGACAGAGAUCAUCCACCUGGACCGGCAGCACGCUGACAGUCGUCGAUCUGGCUGGCAGCGAACGUGCGCGCGAUGCAAAGACCCAAGGCAGCACGCUCGCUGAAGCAGGCAAGAUCAACGAGAGUCUCAUGUACCUGGGUCAGUGCCUCCAGGCGCAGAGCGGGCUCGGAAACACAAGCAAGCCGAGCGUCAUGCCAUUCCGCCAGUGCAAAAUGACCGAAAUCCUUUUCAGCAACUCCUUCUCAACCACAUCUUCGUCUUACACUGCCCCCGUCGUCCCCCGUCGAAACGCGCAACGAGGCGUCAUGAUCGUCACUGCUGACGCCCACGGCGACGUGAACGCAACCUCCCAGAUCCUUCGCUAUAGCGCGCUCGCUCGCGAAGUCACGAUACCUCGCAUCCCCAGCAUCACAUCCACGAUCCUCGCAGACAUGCCAACGGCCAACGCACACUCUGAAACUCUCUUGUCCGUCAACUCUGCAUCUUCUCAACGGUCCUACUUCUCUCAACCGUCCGGCUCUCACCGCAACAUCUCCCCCAGCAGCCCGACGGAUGGCGACAGGUUCAUCAUGGAGCACGCCGCUUUAGAGAUUGCCCGCAUGCAGGAAGAGAUCAACAGCCUGCACCAGGACCUCGACGUCGAGCGCGACGCGCGCGUCGCCGCCGAGGCACACUUGCUCAGCAUGGAAGACCGCAUGCUAGAGCUUGAACAAACCAUCCGCGAGGACUGUGCCGCCGAGUACGAAUCACGGUAUGACCUCGAGGCCCAGCAGGAGCGCGGCGAAGAGCACUGGGAUCGCAAGAUGGAGCUCUUUGAGCGCGGUCUCGGACCCCAUGACGAUGAUGACGAGGAAGGCGGCGAAGACAAGGAGAACGUUCUCGUCGAGAACCUGGCGCAGGAGAACGAGCGUCUUCGCCGCGAGAUGGGAGUGCUCAAGCGUGAGCUUGCUGGCCGGAGUCCGACGCGGAGGCAGCCUCUUCACGAGCGGGACGACUUUGGCAGUCGCAAGCCCGACGGCGGCACUGGAAGCCUGGGUCGCAAGAUGGAGCAGCUUCGCGUUAGCAACGCCAGCGUCUCAAGCGUCGCCAGCGGCGGCAGCCCCAAGAAGAUCAGGCGACUGCCGACGAAACGGUGGGAGGAUGCUGACGACCUGGCGUAG